This is a messenger RNA of Peromyscus californicus insignis, 1804 nucleotides long. It is a transcript of the gene Smim8, whose product is annotated as small integral membrane protein 8. The coding region runs from base 514 to 807 and encodes 97 amino acids. NCBI's taxonomy places the organism in Eukaryota, Metazoa, Chordata, Mammalia, Rodentia, Cricetidae. The record is from RefSeq and is a predicted model, not a curated record. The transcript has 5 exons.
ACUGCAGCGAGCGCACCGACGCCGGGAGAGUUUGAGCGCAGCUGCCCCGGGUCGGCGUCCAAGCUGAAACCUCCCCGUCUUCGCGAUUGCCCGCGGUCAGGCUCUGCGGGCUCUCGCAGGGGUGUGUUGUGGCUUGCACGCGAUGCUACAGCGGGUUGCUGACAGUCGACUGUUCAGACUUCACUGACCAUAGUUACCUCUGGGGGCUUCCACCGUGAACUGCGGGCCGCCCGAGGAGGCUAGACAUCCGGAGCAGGGUGUGCAAAGCUUUACAGCCUUCAGAUUGCCUGCCAUGGUGACAGUACCUUUCCAUGGUCCACAAGUGGGAGUUUCCCUGUGUGGCUCUGGAUGUCCUAGAACUCACUCUGUAGGCCAGUCCUUUGCCUCCCAAGUGCUGGGAUUAAAGGCAUGUGCUACCACCGCCAGGCAAUUUAAACUUUUUUAAGGUGUCCUACUCCAGACUUGAAGUUCCUUUCUUAAGCGCUGAAAGAGUGAUAUUCUUCAGUAGUCAAGAUGUCUUCAGCACCCGAGCCUCCAACAGUUAAGAAAGAACCACCAAAAGAGAGGAACUUUGAAAACCCAGGCCUCCGAGGGACGCACACAACAACCUUAUUUCGAGCUGUGAAUCCUGAGCUCUUCAUUAAACCUAACAAACCUGUAAUGGCCUUUGGGUUGGUAGCCCUUUCACUUUGUGUGGCUUAUAUUGGUUAUCUGCAUGCAACACAAGAGAACAAAAAGGACCUCUAUGAAGCUGUUGAUAGUGAAGGGCAUCGUUACAUGAGGAGAAAAACAUCUAAAUGGGAUUAAAGUGCUGGUUCCUUCAGAUGGAGCCUUAUUACAGGCUCCGAAAUCUUCAAAUGAAAGACUUUAUGAUAGAGUAUGGAAUUAUGCUAAUUGCUUCUUGUUCUGUAAUCUGUUAAUGAGAGAAUAUACAGUUGGAAACAGUCCACUGUAGUAAAUUUAGUUACAGCUGCAGCUAUUGUCUCAUUCUUUUCCCACAAAAGAUUUCUCAAUAUUUCUUCUAUGAAAAUGCCAUAAGAAUGGAAGUCUUUUUUGUUAAAUUCUGUAUAAAAAAAAGUAACCAGUACUGUUAAAUUUGCAUGGAGUUUCUAAUGUUUUAAGGUGAAUUACACCUUUGCAUCCAUGUUUUGCUGUUUAAUAGAGAAGAUACCCCCUUCAGAUACUAAAAUCAUAGCUAAAUGGAAGAAUAAAACAAAGUAAUUGGAGUUUUUCUUUUAAAAAUGUUAUAGUGAACCUUACAGAAGAGAAAGUGGGGAAUAACCUGAAUGCAUUGGCACGGGAGAAGACUUUCUGAACAGAACAUCAUUAGUGCGGGCACUAAGAUCAACAGUUAAUAAAUGGAACCUCAUGAAACUGAAAAACUGUAAGGCAAAGGACACCGUCAUUCAGACAAAGUGGCAGCCUACAGAAUAGGAAAGGAUUUUUAUCAACUCCACAUCUGAUAGGGAACUAAUAUCCAAAAUAUAUAAAGGAAUAAAACUAGGUAUUUGUAGAUGUAACCAUCUUGUUAAAUAAGAAACACAGAGCCAAAUACAGAGUUAAAAGCCAAGAGGUCAGAGCAAUAGCUAAGAGCUGAGACUAAAAACCUCCUUACCCUUCCUGCUGCUGCUGUCCUUCCCUCAGCCAGAGGCCUACUUCCUGUGUGUCUGUCCUUUUUAUUGACUUUCUGUUCUGCCUUCUCAUUGGUUGUAAACCUAACCACAUGACCUCCUCGUCACUGCCUGUCUGUACAGACCUCCAGGUCCUCUAUGGUUGGUAUUGAGAUUAAAGGCUUGUGUCUCCA